Molecule: messenger RNA, 525 nt
Organism: Fusarium fujikuroi IMI 58289
Lineage: Eukaryota; Fungi; Ascomycota; Sordariomycetes; Hypocreales; Nectriaceae
Exons: 1
Coding region: 1-525 (174 amino acids)
Source: RefSeq, a predicted model, not a curated record
AUGCCUUUUUAUGAGGUUCACCACUCUUAUCCUCUCAACAAGGACCAACGGCAACAGUUUGCCCAAGCCAUCACUCAGCUCCACUGCAAAGCUUUCAAGACUCCUACGUUCUUUGUCCAUGUGCGCUUUUUUGCCGAAGUAAACAGCGAGAAUGUCUAUUUUAUUGGCGGCAGAUCUCAGCUCGCCUCCAACAGGAUUUCCGGAAAUGUUCGUGUAUCUCCUAUGCGCUCCAAGGCAGAUUUUGAUGAGCUUGCAAUUAAAAUAGAAGCUGCUUGGUAUGAUACGCUGAAAUUGAUUUCACCUGCUGAAAAGGCGACGUGGAAUGGCGAAGAUGAACAGAAGAGGUUGAUCAUGGUCAAGUUUGUCCCGUUGGUGACCGGCCGGGAGGUAGGAAUGAACGCACCAGAGGCUGGGAAGGAGGGGAACUGGCUUAAGGAUCAGGUGACCUAUGUUGAAUCUAUGGCAAAUAAGGGAGUAGGAGGGUUUGCAGAUAUGUUGGCUGAAGUAAAAGGGCUCAUAGAGUAG